AAAAUUCAUUUGCUUAUAAACUAUAAACUUAUGCUUUAAAAGGAAGUGGUUAGUUUAUUUACGAUAACUAAAAAUGUUCGUUGAACAAAUCAUAAAUUAAAUGUUAUGUUAUGUUAUGUUAUCCAAGUAGGCCAUCAAAUCGAUCCCAGUGUCAUAAGUUAACAACUCCAUUGUUUGGAACAUACAUUUUUCGUUAUCGCUUACAAGCAGUUAAACUAACUAAAAAUUACAGUGGAUCGAACUAUUUGAGAUUCUGAGAUUAAGUUGCCUCUAAGAUAACCAAUAACCCUCUUGGAAAAUGCAAUCAUCCGGCGGAGCUAGUGGUCGAAGUAACUCUGGUAUUACAGUUCGCACCAAGUUAGCGGCACCUCUAUCGACGCAAACGGCGGGAACACGUAAAGUUGUUCACGGCGGAGCGGGCGAUGGAGGAACCGAUGCGGCUUGGAAGCAGCCCGGUCGUCGUCUGGGUCCACCAUCUCGGUUGGUUCAGCCAACUAUAGCUUCAUCCUUGAGAGCCAGCAGCAACAAGCAGACGGCCAAGCAGCAGUUUGAACAAUCGGCUCUCGAGAAGGCCAGAUUGCUGGGACCUCCGUCUUCAACUGAAAUCAGGAAGCAACCCAAGAAGCGAGUUAUGAGCGAAGCAGCCAAGCAGGCGGCACGGGCCCGCCUGUGGCCAAGUAAGCCAGUGGGCGACAGCGAAACGUCCAAAAUACGCAAGACUAAACCUCAAGUGCCCGAUGAACCAAGUCUCUUGUUGGACUACGAAGCUAUGCAAGAUGACGCAGAGGCUAAGGAACCCAAACCACUAGAACUAAUGGAGACUGGCAUUCAGACUAACGAAGCGGAGAUCCUUGAUCAUAAACUAGUCCUCGGUGAUGUGAAGAUGAUACGUCCCUCAGUGCAACUGAUGGAGCAGAUCGAUCGAGACCGGCGCGAACUCAAAGCAAAAGUGCAGCGGCAGUCGGCGCGCAGGUUUGCUGACCACGAGCAACAAGAGGAACUACAUCUUGACGAGCUAAAGGAGUUCUCCUUGCGGAAUGCGGUGACCAAGCGUACGCCCAAGAAGCCACCGACGAUCCAUUACUCCACCUAUGAUAACCAAUACCAGAACGUGUUCAAGUCCAUGGACGAUUUCUUUAGCCGAGUUCAGUCUUCGGUGCCCAAAACUGAGUCUGUGGCCAACAUUCAAGAGCGCAUCAAACGAAAGGAAAAGGAGCUGCUAAGCCUAUUCGACAAUGUGGACAUGAAAGAUUAACCCAAAAUGGAUCAAAUUCCUUGCUAAUAAUAGUUUAAAUUAUUUGUGUUUGUACUAGUAAAGUUUUAAUGAAGUACACAGUA
Messenger RNA from Drosophila eugracilis, 1338 nucleotides. RefSeq lists its product as uncharacterized. Lineage: Eukaryota; Metazoa; Arthropoda; Insecta; Diptera; Drosophilidae. The transcript has a single exon. The record is from RefSeq and is a predicted model, not a curated record. The coding region runs from base 299 to 1255 and encodes 318 amino acids.